Molecule: messenger RNA, 1773 nt
Organism: Penicillium chermesinum
Lineage: Eukaryota; Fungi; Ascomycota; Eurotiomycetes; Eurotiales; Aspergillaceae
Exons: 4
Coding region: 1-1773 (590 amino acids)
Biological process (GO): glycerol catabolic process
Cellular component (GO): cytosol
Molecular function (GO): ATP binding; glycerone kinase activity
Source: RefSeq, a predicted model, not a curated record
AUGCAGACAAAGCACUUCUUCUCCGAUCCGAACCAAUUGGUUCUGGCCGCGCUCCACUCUCUCACUCUCACCAAUCCCUCCCUUGCAUUGGACUCGCACAACAAGAUCGUGUUCCGCCGCCCAGAUGCGCCUCGCAGGGCCAAGAAGGUCUCCGUCGUGACUGGCGGUGGCUCGGGCCACGAGCCCGCUUUCGCCGGCUUUGUAGGCCACGGUCUCUGUGAUGCCGCUGUUGCCGGUACUAUCUUCGCCUCGCCUGCCGCGGAGCAGAUUAGCAGAGCUUGCAUUGAUCGUGUCCCCAAUGACAGCGGUGUUCUCAUUAUUCCCAACAACUACACUGGCGAUGUGUUGCACUUUGGUAUGGCCACGGAGAAGUGCCGUGCGGCUGGCAUCAAGACGGAAUUCUUUGCCAUGAACGACGACGUUGGUGUUGGUCGUAAAAAGAGCGGCAAGGUUGGUCGCCGUGGUAUUGGCGGUGCUGCUCUGUUGCUGAAGUUGACUGGUGCUUUGGCCGAAGCUGGCGGAACUCUGGACGAGGUCUAUGCUCUUGCUCAGUUUGCAAAUGACAACCUUGUCUCUAUCGGGGCUUCGUUGGAGCACGUCCACGUUCCUGGUCGCGGGGCGCCUGAAGACCACGUCGCGCAGGACGAAGUUGAGAUUGGCAUGGGUAUUCACAAUGAGCCGGGCUCCCACCGUACCAAGGUGGACCUGGUUGAGCUGGUCUCAACCAUGCUCCGCCAGCUGCUUGAUGAAAGCGACAAGGAUCGCGCCUAUAUCACUCGCACUCCUCAGGAUAAGUUUGUCCUCCUCAUCAACAACCUUGGUGGUGUGAGUCCACUAGAACUUUCGGGCCUCACCUACGAGGUCUACCGUCAGCUGGAAGCCAACUACCAGAUCAAGCCUGUCCGUGUCAUCCAGGGCAGCUUCCUGACCAGUUUGAACGGAUUGGGCUUCAGUGUCUCGCUCCUGAAGCUGUCCGACAAGGAUGUCGGCGCUGGCCAGACCAUGCUCCAGCUCAUCGAUGCCCCCGCUGAAGCGAUCGGCUGGUCUGUCCCGAUCAACCCAUCGACUUGGGAGAACCGCAUCGAUACCCCAGUCCAGCUGAAGGAUAGCAACCUGGAUGAAUCUCAGCCCAGCAACAUGAAGCUCGACCCAUCCGUCGUCAAGAAGGUCCUCGGCGCCGGCCUUCAAGCUGUCAUCAAGGCUGAGCCCGAAGUAACCCGCUUCGAUACCCUCGUCGGUGACGGCGACUGCGGCAUCGGCCUGAAGCGCGGCGCAGAAGCCAUCCAAGCCCUCUUGGACAACCCCUCUCCCCCUCUGACCGACGACAUCGUCAGCACAGUGAACCGUAUCGUCAAUGUCGUUGAGGAGGUCAUGGACGGCACCUCCGGCGCCAUCUACGCGAUCUUCUUGAACGCGUUGGCCCACGGCCUCCGCGACCAGGACACCGGCUCCCCGCAGCAAGCCACCACUGAGGUUUGGGCCAAGGCCAUCAAGCACUCCAUUACCUCGCUAGGUCGGUACACGCCCGCGAAGCCUGGCGACCGGACUCUGAUCGAUGCGCUUGUGCCGUUCGGUGAGACGCUGUUCGCAAAGCAUGAUCCUAAGGCUGCGGCUGCGGCUGCUCAGCAGGGCACUGAAUCGACUAAGAGUAUGAAGGCUAGCUUGGGUCGCUCAGUCUACGUUGGCAGUGAGGGAGAUUGGAUUGGCAAGAUUCCUGACCCUGGUGCCUAUGGUCUCAGUGAGUUCUUGACUGGGCUGGUUAAUGCAGCUUAG